CGCGGCUCGCCAAGCUGCCCUGCUUAACGUAGAAUUCCCACCAGCGUUGUCAUCGCACGGCUUGAGUGAGUGUUCACUCUGCUCUGUUGACCAUGCCGCGUGCUGAGGCGGGGACGCCCAAAUGGUUGGCCAACAAGAUGAAGGCCAAGGGCCUUCAGAAGCUCCGCUGGUACUGCCAGAUGUGCCAGAAGCAAUGCCGAGACGAAAACGGAUUCAAGGUGGGAAGGGGAAGUGCACACGCAGCCACGCAACGAGUGUCGACGACUGUCCUGUCCCUCUUCCUGUGUGUGUGGUCGUGUUCAGUGUCAUCGCAUGUCGGAGGGCCACCAGCGUAUGAUGCAGACGUUCAUCCAGUCGCCCGGCAAGUUCCUCGACGCCUUCUCCCGCGAAUUCGAGGAGGGCUUCAUGAAGCUCAUGCGCACCAAGUCAGCGACGAGAUGUCCCUACACUCACGCAUCAACACGGGACCAAAGGCAUCUGUUGUGUCGUCUCUGUGUGUCGUGUGUGGCGCUGCAGGUACUCCCGGCAGCGUGUGCUUGCCAACACGGUGUACUGCGAGUUCAUCUCUGAUAAGAACCACAUCCACAUGAACUCCACUAUAUGGGUCACCCUCUCGGGGUUCUGUCAGGUAGGAUAGGAACACCCCAAACCACACACUACACUACACGACGAGAAGCGAGCACAUCUGGAGACCAUAGCGCCUUUCUGCCUGUGUGUGUGUGUGUGUGAUGCAGUAUUUGGGCCGCACGGGCAAGUGCAAGAUUGACCACACGGAGAAGGGCUGGUACGUCGAAUACAUCGACCAGGAAAAAAUCAAGAGAGAGGUGCGCACACACACUCUCUGCCAAGGGACACGACACGCCGCCGAACAGCCAUUCAGCCAUUCAUUCUCUAUGUGUGUGUUGUGGUGUGUCAUCUUUCACAGCAAGAGUUGGAGGCCAAGCGUGCUUACGAGUUGACUGAGGAGGAGCGCCAGAAGGCCGAGAUCGCCGAACGGGUCGAGAAGGCACAGGCCGCCGGGCUGUACAGGGAAGCGGUAGGGCACCGCAGCCACAGCCACCACCCCCCAGCACACCGUUCACGCGUCGUGUGCUGUACCUGGUUGUUGUUCAGGAGUACACAGAGCUGAUGCGGGAGGAUCCCGACGAGAAGAUCGCCUUCAAGGUGAGCUGAGGCUGAGUGUAGCGGACCAUACUUGUCUGUCGGUCGACAGUGCUCACACACGGUCCUUGUUCGUUCAUCAGAUGCCCGAGGUGCGUCUCAAGGCCGAGAAGACAGAGGAGGGGGAGGAAGGCGCCCCCGGCCCCUCCAAGCCCAGGAACCUCUUUGCCGAGCUCGCCAAGCAGAGACGCGCAGAGAAGGCGCAGAACAACGGGACGGUGGGGGCCAGUAGCAAUGCCAAUGGCCAUGGGGAGGGGAUUGUGGACGUUAGCGGGCCCGACGCGUCCGCAUCUGCAUCCGCAUCGGCCUCGUUUAGCGGUCAGCUGGAUAGGAGGGCCGAUGAGAAGGACAAACGGAAGGUGAGAAGAGGGAGGGAGGAUUCAAGUGAGAGGAGAGGACGCGAUCUGAAUCUCACCUCACACUGUCUGUGUGUGUGUGCGUGUGUGUGAUGCAGUUGUCGGCGUUGGAGCGUCUGCGUUUGGAAAACGAGGAGCGGAAGCUCAAGAAGGUCAAGACAGAGACCAACAGCACACCCACACCUGCACCUGCUCCCGCAUCCGCUGUCAAGCAGGAAGACGUAGAAGAGGAGACGUAAGGGCACAACAGCAGAAACCGGCUACAAGCAUGCAGCCAUGCUCAUGGCACGUGUGUGUAUCUGUGUGUGUCAGUUGGUUGAGUGAGGGUCUGGUUGUCAAGGUGGUGCUCAAGGACUUGGCGGGCGGCAAGUACUACAAGAAGAAGGGCAAAGUCACCAAUGUCCCCAAGCCGUAAGCCCAAUCAAUCCCCCACAGCAUGACGUACCUACCGCACAUAUACGUCGACGGCUCACCUACACCCCCUGUGUGUGGCACUGCUCAGCUUCACGGGCGACAUCCGCAUGCUCGACUCUGGCGACGUCCUCCGCCUCGACGAGACCCACCUCGAGACCGUCAUACCGGUACAAACACACAGCCCGCACCCACACAGACCGACCCGACUCCUCGCGAAAUCGAUCGCCCUUGUGUUGUGUUGCUCGCUGCGUGUGUGUCAGAAUGUUGGUGGGCGCGUGCGCAUCGUCAAGGGUGUGCACAGGGGCGAGGAGGGUGUGCUCAAGGCCGUCCACCUGGAGCAGUUUUGCGCGACGGUCGAGACGGCCGCCGGGGUGCGGGAGGGCAUGCAGUACGAACAGGUCUGCAAACUCAUGGCCGACGAGUAGCGAGGGAAGGGGAGCUGGCUGGUUCGUUGGGGCGUCGGUAGGGAAAGGGAAUUUUUCCUCUCUCACUUGCUUGUGAAUGUGUGUGUCCACCGUACGUGGAUUGUGAAGUGUGCAUAUGACUGCCUGACGAUGACCGAUUGGUUCGAUUCAAUUGGUUCGUGUCGUGGAUGCAGUGAGUGCAUCUCUCCUUAUACACUGUACAUGAUCAAUCAAGUGAUCCAUCAAACGCUAUGAUCGCGUGACAGCCCCAAAACCUUCUUGCAUCU
This is a messenger RNA of Vitrella brassicaformis, 2622 nucleotides long. The record is from the annotation of a GenBank genome assembly. Lineage: Eukaryota; Vitrellaceae.